Alligator sinensis (Chinese alligator) is the source of this 2141-nucleotide messenger RNA. RefSeq names its product lactamase beta like 1 (gene LACTBL1). NCBI's taxonomy places the organism in Eukaryota, Metazoa, Chordata, Crocodylia, Alligatoridae. The coding region runs from base 1 to 1767 and encodes 588 amino acids. The transcript has 7 exons. The record is from RefSeq and is a predicted model, not a curated record.
AUGGACGGGUUACAGCUACGGCAGACCUCCAGCAGCCGGGGCCUCCUCAAGCUGCCUUGGAUGGAAGUGAAGUGGAUCCAUGUGAUGCUGAUCUUCUUUUUCCUGCUCUCUGUUGCCAUGACCGGCUGCUUCUUGUGGCAAUACAGUCUCCCCAAAGUGGAGCCGGGUCCAUCUGGAAUGGAGGGGAGGUCAGAAGCUGUGCAAAUGUGUCCCCGCUAUCCAGAACCAGUCCCGCUGGAUCACCCGAUCCCCAUCCUGAAGGAUGCACUGGAGAAGGUGGACACGCUGCUGCGCAACAAAAUCCAUAGCCCAGGCCUCUCCACCAUGUCUGCCAUCGUUAUCUACAAUGAUACUGUGCUCUGGACCGGUAACUUUGGGAAGAAAAAUGGCUCUAACCCCUUCUCGGCAAUGCCUAACGAGUAUACCAUUUACAGGAUUGCCAGCAUCUCCAAAGUCUUCCCCACGAUCAUGCUGUACCGACUGUGGGAAGAAGGAAAGGUAACGUCUUUGGAUGACCCUCUGGAGCGUUACGCUCAGGGCUUCGUUAUCAAAAAUCCCCUGGGGCGGCUAAGGGAAGCUGAGCAAAGAUACACGGCCGACGGGCUGGUCUUUCUGGAGAAGGGGUCGCUGCCUCUCAAGCCGUCACCCGUCACCCUGCGCAGAAUGGCCAGCCAGCUCUCAGGACUUCCUAGGAGGCUCCGGUCCACUAGCCUGCUGUUUAACGGAAGCACACAAGAAGCACUUGCUCUCCUGAAGGAUGAUGUUUUGGUGGCUGAUCCAGGAACCAGAUGCCAUUACAGUAAUCUGGCUUUCUCACUGAUGGCCCACGUGUUGGCUGAUCAUGCUGCUGCGGGGGAAUACCAGCGCUGGGUUUCGGAGAAUAUCUUGGAUCGCUUGGGCAUGGAGGACACUGGCUUUGACAUCACACCGCCCAUCCGUUCCCAAAUGGCAGUGGGCUUCUACAGCAGCGGGCAGCCAGCUCCCCUGUACGACCUGGGCUGGUACCGGCCCUCCGGCCAGAUGUACUCCACAGCCGCUGACCUGGCCAAGCUGGCGAUGGUUUUCCUAGGCACCUACCACCGACGCCUCUUAGAGCCUGAUACUGUGAAGACGAUGCUGACACCUCUCUUUAAAUGCUCGAGGGAAUACUUCGCCAACAAGACCGGCACCCCCUGGGAGAUCAAUGAGCAGCUGGGCUAUGAUGUCAUCCGAAAAGACGGUGACCUGGACGGCUAUUCGGCGACCUUUUCCCUCAUCCCCAAGCUCCGCUUAAGCUUCAUCGUUCUGAUGGCGGGGCCCAGGCCCCAGGGGGGGGAUAUCGUGACGCAGACGUACGAGACCCUUAUCCCCGCCAUGGAGACGGCCUUCCGGGAAGCAGAGAAGAGCCUGAACGCUCCCCCAAGCCCCGCUCCCUACGUGGGCUACUACACGUACUCCAACUUGACCUUUUACGAGAUCAAAGCUGGAUCUCACGGGGUGCUGGUCAUGCAGCAGUUUGGGCCCCACAUAGAAGAACUGAUCCCUGAAAACUACCGGACCAUCAAGCUUCACCACCUGGAGGACCGGGUCUUCCAGGUGGUCUUUGACAAGGAGUUCCCAUGCGUCCUGCGCCUGGGCUCUGCCUCUGUCUCUCUAGAGACCCAGGAUGGGCAGCUAUUUAAUUUCUACCCUUUCGACCGCAAGGGUUUGUCUCCUGGCUUUGAUGCUCCCGGGCUAAACACGUACAACGUGGUGCGCAUACACCGCAAGCCUGUCUUCUACAGCUAACUGAUGGGGGCUUCGGGUCAGUGUCUCCCCCACUCUCUUGUCCUCAUGGCUUUGGAGAGGCCGCAUUAAAGGGGAAGAUGAUAGCCACUAACCGUUUCAUACAACACUUUUUCUUUCCUGGACUGACUCCAGUGGCUCGUCUCCCCCGGUCCCGCGAGUCCAGCUGGGUGUUGGGGACGCACGCAAAAACGACGUUCUGGCCCGUGCUGGGCGGAUGCUAUAUGGACGCCAGUGAAGACCCUCCACCGCAGCAGAGCGGCUUUGACCACCAUCAGGGUGCUCGAGACUGGCCUCAGCGCAUCUCUGAGAACCUCUCUUCUGGUGUCCGGCAUUUUCGAUGCACCACCUUGCAUCAGACCCGCACCGUGGUCUUG